Molecule: messenger RNA, 387 nt
Organism: Phytophthora nicotianae INRA-310
Lineage: Eukaryota; Oomycota; Peronosporomycetes; Peronosporales; Peronosporaceae
Exons: 2
Coding region: 1-387 (128 amino acids)
Source: RefSeq, a predicted model, not a curated record
AUGGAGUCAGUAGGAUCUGACCACGGAAAAUACGACCCGGACGAUCUGGACCUCCCCGUUUCCCGUCAAGCGACCGUAGCCACCGCUGCUACAGCGACUGGGCUGCCAGCAAUCACCCCUCGCAUUCGCGUGUCGGCCAUGUCGGAACCCAAGGAGUUCUCGGGGAAGGACGACGACGAAGAUCGCGCGCGGGCUUGGAUCGGCAAAGUAAAGUCAGCCUUCGUCCGUGAUCAGGCUCCAGACGACGAGAAGUGCCUGGUGCUUGGUGGCCUGUUCACUGGUCCGGCGUGUAACUGUUCUGUGGACUCGGAGUAUCUGUCGCGAGACAAUACUACCAUGCGAGGAAGCGCGCUGACGAGACGCCGCUGGAAUACCUGCACCGCCUGA